Paramecium tetraurelia is the source of this 915-nucleotide messenger RNA. RefSeq lists its product as uncharacterized. The transcript has a single exon. Lineage: Eukaryota; Ciliophora; Oligohymenophorea; Peniculida; Parameciidae. The record is from RefSeq and is a predicted model, not a curated record.
AUGAGAAAAAUAGGUCCCUAUCCUAAAUAUUAAUUUAAAUAUUCUCAAGAUGAUUACCCUUAUAAUUUAGAAUAUAAGAAAUCAGCCCAGGCCCAAAAGUCAAUCGACCCCAAUUAACUAUAAGAGUUUUAUAUUGACAUUACCCCCACAACUGUCUAACAAGUAACGGAUGAAUUAAGCCUCUCCAUUCUCCAAGGCAUCGAAGCAGGCAAAGACCUCAUUUAUGUCCGCUUCGCUGAAACCGGAGGACACUGCAUCGACCUGAAAAAUUUGAGGUUGAUCAACACUCUAAAUGGAAAAUCCAGACAGAUUUAUUUGGAUGUACCUUUGGGCAGAACACUCCUGAAGCAGCACCACAAAGCCUAGAUUUCACAGCAACCGUCUGCCUCCAAGUUAACUUACACCUAAUUCCAUUGGUUCGAAAGUAUAGAUGGAAAAUAUAGACCUUUGCACCUGUCAAUCAAUGAUGCAAUUGAAAAUUUCUAUCAAAAUGCGUGUUAGACUGGCAUAUCCAUUUACGAAUUCACUUGGCAACAACAUAGAUUCAUUGUAGAUCUCAAGGAAAACACACUCGAAAAUACCAAUACCCUAACCAUCAACCACAUUCAAAGGAGAAACAUAGAGAAACAAUAUUAGGAGGCACCGAAAAAACCAAUUAGUAGAGGAGCCUUGAAAGAGAUCGUGUGGCAAUACUAAAUAUAGCCUAAGUCAUACGAAUGGAAUGAUUACGACAAGGACAAUACGGAUGCUCUUGAAAAGGCAUAUCAAAAAUACUGUAAAAACUCAACCAAAACGAGCACUCUGAAUGUUAUCAGAAACACUUCAAAAUACUACAUUGAUUUUGAUAAGAUGAUUGAAUACAACUUAUUUAACAAAGAAUCGCGAUAAAUUCGUAGAUUUGUAUAAGAAGGUUGA